CAGUGCAUGGCGUUCACCUCAAGAGUUGAGUAUGAAAUCGUUGACCUCUCAUGCGGUUGCUCCUGUGCUUUCAAGCAUUAGUUGAGAACAACUAAGAACCAGAACACAAGAACAGUACUCCAAACCCAAUGGAUUGUGACCCUUAAACCAAUCUUCUUACAUUAUUAAUUUUCCCAAAUCCUGAUAUUUUCAUUUGGGUUUUCUUCAAAAUCAGUUCUUUUUUUCUCGUUCUUUAUAUCUCCUUCCCCAUUUGUUCUUGUCUCCCUUCUUCUGUUUUUAGCAGCUUCUUUUGUUGAUCAUCACUCAUGUGGGAUAUUUAAGUGCACAGCUUUUACAAGCCAGAGUUCGAUGUAUGGAUUAUCUUGGAAAUCUUGGUUUCUGAUACCUUGAGAAGGUCCCGCUAUCAAUUAAAUGCAAAUUGACCCUCAUGGAUUUGUACAAGUACAUGCUGAUCUUGCUGUUAAGAUGUCAAUUGAAUAUCUUAUGUCAUUGGAACCCUGAUCUCCAACAUUCUAUUUAGGAUAUCAAAGUUAACAGAUGAUUGAUAUGGAAUUUUCCUCUUGUGUGCCUAGUAUUGAAUGAUAUGUUAUAAUCAGUCUCUGCUCUGCUAUAUAGUGUUUUCUCAAAGUCAAACCCGUGAAGAGAAUGUUUAUUGGAAGGGAUAUAGUACUUUGCUACUUUUUAUUACUAAUUUAAUUUGUUAAGAACUAAUUCAGUGCUGAUAUUAUCGUCACAAGUUCUAAAACAGACACAUGGCUCCACUAGUCAAUAAUAGACACUUAAAUAGCAAGCUCCCCGUGCAUUAUUUCGUGCAGGCUUUGAAGUAGUAUCUGUAAUAGUUUACAUUCAAUCAGAUGUUCUGUGCUGGAGUAUCUAAAAGAGACGUUAUUUGUUAUUGACAACAGCAAAAUCUACAGUUCUUCCUAUGUUGCAGGCUGUAUUGAUACAACAUGCCUUAUUAUGUUAGUUUUUAGAAAGCUCGGAUUUAUUUUGAAUUCCAACCUUUUAAUUCGCAAUUAAGUUUCUUAGAUUACUGAAGUUUUAUUAAUUUUAUUCUACUUUUAGAAACUUCAGAAGGUCAGUUACUCUCACAAUAAAAUAAAAUUGAAGUAGUAGCUAUUUUAAUAUGACAAGUUUAUGCUAUCUUGUAGUCAUCAAUGAAGUUUGGAUUGAAUGGUUGGUGGUUGGCACUGAUAAACUAACUGGUUUCCACUGGUCCUCAUGAACACUAUGUUAGGCACUAGUAUUUACAGAAUUGAGAUUACCAUGUUUCCAAAACAUUAAAUUAUGCUCCAUUAUUGGCUAAUGUAGUAAAAAGGUUAACCUGUUUUAUCUACAUUUCUGUGUUAGUUAUUUUGAUUUGAAAUAUGCUCUAUGACAGUCACAGGAUUAUUGUUAUGGCAGUUGCUCCAGCUGAGAGUAUUGCCUCAUUGAUUAAUGACCUCUUUUACGACAUAUUAAGACGUCUUGACGGCCCUACGUUGGCUUGUGCAGCUUGCACUUGUACAUCAUUUUGUUCCAUCUCAAAAGAAGAGAUCUUAUGGGAAAAUGUGUGUUCUUCAAUGUGGCCUUCAACAAACAGGGAAGAUGUCAAAAUUUUAAUAUCUUUUAUUGGUGGAUUCAGAAAAUUCUACGCAGAUUGUUUUCCUCUUAUUGUUAUCAAGGAGGUUGGAGAGUAUCAAUGGAACGGAUAUCAUGAGUACCCUGAUGAUUGGACUGAGGCUGAAUAUUAUGGGGAUAUGAAUGAAUUGGAAAGCAUCUCUCCAUCCGAUUUUGUUUCCAUAGUGGAUAUCAAGUUCAAAGAGAAACCAAUCUGCUCCAAAGUUCUAUGGGGAAUUCCAAACGCAAAUGGCUAUAAUGGGUGGUUCUACAACUGUCCUUUCCGGAUUGAUCUUCUGAGUUGUGCUGAUAGAGAUGAUAACAAUGAUGGUGUGGUUACCCUUUCUGUUUCUGAUGGACUGCCACCAAUUACUUCUAUGGAAAGGGAAAAGAAAGAUGGGAAGCUAUGGCGGGAACUUCGUGAUGGUCUCUUGCUUAGUUGGAUCAUAGUAAACAAGAAAAUUAAGCGAUCUGCUAAUCUUGCUAGCUGGAGCCCUCUAGAUGGACAAAGACAUUGGCCAACAGACAAGGAUUUUGUCUUUCGUUUUGGAUCUGUUCUCUCUGCCAAGGAAGUUCUUCCUUCUCAAGUAGUGCAGUGCAUCUUUAUUAUGAAGUUUAGAGUUGUUCACACUGAACAAGAGGGGGUUCAAACAACUCUUAGAUCAACAGAGCUGAGUAUGCAGUUAGAAGACAUGGAAGGUGCGCAUGUUAAUGGGAGGAAAAGUUUGCUUAUUCUUAAGAAAGCACUUAGUUGCCGAAGAAGCACAAAUUACAGUGAAGUACUUGAAUCUUGUCUUGCAUACUCAAAAAUGCAAAAUAAGUUAAAAGAGGAAAAGAUUAGAAACGAAAGUAGGAUUGAUACAAUUUGUAUUCUAAGUAGCAUUUUUGCUGUAAUGACAUUCUGGUACUAUGUUUUGUGAUGUGGUAAGGCAUUGCUCAUUUUACUGAAAUAAGCUAAUGUUGAUCUAACAACAUAUUAUCAGCUUUGGCUCUCCUCUUAUGUAACACAAGAUUUCAAAAUAAAGUAAAUAAUCAAAGACAGCUUCAUUGCGAGAAUUGAAGUUUUCUUGGUUUGAACCUUCUGCAAA
This is a messenger RNA of Vigna angularis (adzuki bean), 2687 nucleotides long. RefSeq names its product F-box protein At2g27310. The record is from RefSeq and is a predicted model, not a curated record. NCBI's taxonomy places the organism in Eukaryota, Viridiplantae, Streptophyta, Magnoliopsida, Fabales, Fabaceae. Bases 1368 to 2519 code for a protein of 383 amino acids. The transcript is spliced from 2 exons. Gene Ontology annotation, molecular function: protein binding.